AGACGACCUCACGGACUCUAAACUGUCCAGAGAUCGGACUCUACACUCACGGACUCUACACUGUCCCAAGACACCCCACGGACUCUCCAGAGACGACCCCACGGACUCUACACUGUUCAGAGACGACCUCACGAACUCAACACUGUCCAGAGACGACCUCACGGACUCUACACUGUCCAGAGACGACCCCACGGACUCUACACUGUUCAGAGACGACCUCACGAACUCAACACUGUUCAGAGACGACCUCACGGACUCUACACUGUCCAGAGACGACCUCACGGACUCUACACUGUUCAGAGACGACCUCACGGACUCUAUACUGUCCAGAGACGACCUCACGGACUCUACACUGUUCAGAGACGACCUCACGGACUCUACACUGUUCAGAGACGACCUCACGGACUCUAUACUGUCCAGAGACGACCUCACGGACUCUACACUGUUCAGAGACGACCUCACGGACUCUACACUGUUCAGAGACGACCUCACGAACUCUACACUGUUCAGAGACGACCUCACGGACUCUACACUGUUCAGAGACGACCUCACGGACUCUACACUGUUCAGAGACGACCUCACGGACUCUACACUGUUCAGAGACGACCUCACGGACUCUAUACUGUCCAGAGACGACCUCACGGACUCUACACUGUCCAGGGACGACCCCACGGACUCUACACUAGACGACCUCACGGACUCUACACUGUCCAGAGACGACCUCACGGACUCUACACUGUCCAGAGACAACCUCACGGACUCUACACUGUCCAGAGACGACCUCACGGACUCUACACUGUCCAGAGACAACCUCACGGACUCUACACUGUCCAGAGACAACCUCACGGACUCUACACUGUCCAGAGACGACCUCACGGACUCUACACUGUCCAGAGACGACCUCACGGACUCUACACUGUCCAGAGACAACCUCACGGACUCUACACUGUCCAGGGACGACCUCACGGACUCUACACUGUCCAGGGACGACCUCACGGACUCUACACUGUUCAGAGACGACCUCUCCGACUCUACACAGUCCAGAUACGACCUCACGGACUCUACACAGUCCAGAUACGACCUCACGGACUCUACACUGUCCAGGGACGACCUCACGGACUCUACACAAUCCUCUGCUGGCUCUGUCGUCCUUCUGACUGUCUUUAGAUUUGGAGUGCAAUAUGAGUUCUAUUAUUUUUAUUAUCCCAGGUGGUUAAUUAGCCCUCCUGGUACGACCAGGAACUGUACUAGUGACCUUAACCUCCUGGUACGACCAGGAGCUGUACUAGUGACCUUAACCUCCUGGUACGACCAGGAGCUGUACUAG
Messenger RNA from Procambarus clarkii (red swamp crayfish), 1327 nucleotides. The record is from RefSeq and is a predicted model, not a curated record. NCBI's taxonomy places the organism in Eukaryota, Metazoa, Arthropoda, Malacostraca, Decapoda, Cambaridae.